AUGACAUCACAGUAUAACGGUGACACCAACUCGACCACUAUAGACCCAAACAAUCGAGAAGGGGGUCUGGUCAUAGACCAGUCAAAUAACCUACCAUCUAGCUCAUCUUCAUCUUUGAACCAUUCCCAUUUUCAAAAACCACAAGUGUCGAAUCUUACAAAGAACUUGUUAUCAUCUUCUGGUGGACAAACUACACCCGUGGCCACGAAUGUGAAUUCCAAUACAGCAUCAAAUCAACAAAAUUUAUUCACAAAUACACCCAGCAGUUACACUGAACCAAUUACAAAUAGAGUUCUUCCUAAUUUGAAGGCUAGUGCAAGCCAGAUGAGCAAUUCAUUUAGUGGUUCUUUCCAUCAGUCGCAUGUACACAACCACAACGAUUCCAUUAAUUAUAUUCCAUCAUCGCAUAAUACUCCCACUGCCGUGAGUAGUUCGUAUACAUCACAUCACUCUUAUCCAGCGUCUUUGUCGAGUGUUAACAAUUUUAUUAGUCAGCCGUCACAACAGCAACAGCAACAGCCUAUACCAUUGAGUUUCAAACCACCUGGUGUAGUGCCGAAUUCGAUCCCAACCACGAAUGUGCAUAACGAUACUGCAAAUAGAUUUUCGUCUGUUUCUUCCACUGGUUCUCCAUUCAGUAAUUCGCCAUUUGCAACAUCAACCCAAUUUCAAUCACCUGCAUCGAUAGCUCAGCCCGUUCACCCAAGCUCGUUGCAGCAAGUUCAACAACAGAGAUUUCCAAACUCAUUCCCCAAUACAACAGUAACGCAUUUUCCCAAUCCUCCAAAUCUACAACAGCUGGCAAUAAACAGGACCCAACACAAUAACAACAACCAUAACCAUCACCACCACCACCAACAACAACCAAUAGUGACAGAUACGCUGGUUUCUACCAGUGGAUCUACUACACCAGUGGAGAAUCAAAGACCAGCUGUUAAGUCAGUACAGUCUACUCCGUCUUUACCACAUGGAAAUCAACACGAUCAAAGUGCUCGAUCUCUGGCACUGUCACAAUCGUUCCAAACAUACGUACAACCUGAGCCUGACCAUUACAUGACAUAUAGUGAAUUCUUACAUAAUUUGAGUGUAAAAGAUAGUCAAGAUGAGUCAGCUGCAUAUGAAGAACAUUUAAAUAUUGUUGAGUAUCCUGUUAAUGAUUUGAUAGUUAUGUUAUCUUGUUUGUUGACAAAGAUAAUUGAGGCAAAUGAUAAAUUGCAUCCAAAUCAUUUUGAAAAUACUAUUGCUAUAAGACAAAGACUAAAAGAAGAGAAACGACUUAAGAAAUUGCAACGUCAAAAUAAAUUACAACUGGAGAAUGAUGACGCUUAUGACGAAGAUGAUAUAGAUGUCGAUAGAACAGACCGAAGCUUUCAUGGUAAUAAUGAUGGCAUGGAUCAAGACGAUGAUUCUAACGCAAAUGUACAAAACAAUGACAAUAUCGAUAAUGAUGAUGAAGAAGAAGAUGACGAUGAAGACGAUGAGAUGAAAAAUAAAUAUUUGGCCAAUGUUUUGGCAUUCCAUGGGACAAAUAUCCCUGGGAUUUCAUUGCAAUCUUAUUUGGGUCGUGUUUUAAAGUAUUGUCCUGUUACAAAUGAAGUCUUUUUAUCUUUAUUGGUUUAUUUUGAUAGAAUAGCGAAAAAAGCAAACAAUUUGAAUCAAAAAAAGAAGAAUUCCAAUAGUAAUGGUAAUUCUACUGGCGGCACUGGUUCUGAUAAUCAAUCAUCUGAAGCUGAACAAUUAUUUGUCAUGGAUUCUUAUAAUAUUCAUAGAUUAAUCAUUAGUGGAAUUACAGUCUCAUCAAAGUUUUUUCUGGACAUUUUUUAUAAGAAUCUUCGAUAUGCCAAAGUUGGGGGUUUACCAUUAGAGGAAUUAAAUUAUUUGGAAUUACAAUUUUUACUAUUAUUAGAUUUCAAAUUGAUGAUUUCUGUUGAAGAUUUACAAAAUUAUGGUGAUUUAUUAUUAAGAUUCUGGAAACGAGAACAGAUUGCUAAUGAAUUAGUACCCAAUAAUAAUGAUAAUGAAACUAAAGAACAUCAAACGCAAACACAAAGCUAA
Molecule: messenger RNA, 2055 nt
Organism: Candida albicans SC5314
Lineage: Eukaryota; Fungi; Ascomycota; Pichiomycetes; Serinales; Debaryomycetaceae
Gene: PCL7
Product: Pcl7p
Exons: 1
Coding region: 1-2055 (684 amino acids)
Biological process (GO): regulation of cyclin-dependent protein serine/threonine kinase activity
Cellular component (GO): nucleus; cyclin-dependent protein kinase holoenzyme complex
Molecular function (GO): cyclin-dependent protein serine/threonine kinase regulator activity; protein kinase binding
Source: RefSeq, a predicted model, not a curated record